ACACAGAGAGGAGAGCUAGGGAAGUGAUAUUUCAGGAAUCUUAAGAGAUACACAAACGUGUGACUGAGAGGGAGAAGAAGAAAAGAAAGCAUCCCGUUGUUGCACGUGAAGCAUCUGCACAGAAAGAGUGAACAAAUGAAGAAAGGAAGAAAUGACAGAGAGAGAUGUAGUCGGUGCUUCAGCUGCGUGAGCCGUGCCGCAGGGAGCCAUGAGUCCUCCACCUGUGGCUAGGAUGUGAGAUCGAUAGUGUGACAACAAAGGCUGUCAUCGAGCUGCAGCCCCUUCACAUUCCCUGUGCCACCACUGAAAUCAAAGUUACACCAAAAAACAGUCCUCGACAACAAAACGAACAUAAACAUUUCAGUUCCUUAGCUGUCUGAAGCUGCUGUCGGCUGCUGCUAACCAUAUAAUCGCUCUUCAACCAGUUUAGAUUUUAUGAAUGACACUACAGUUGGCAUACACAUACACCUUGAAACUGUUAAUAAUAAGACUUCACAUACAUUUGUGGUCCAAAUGAUUCAUUUCACAUCUUCAUAACAAACUCCUCCUCACCUUGUCUGAAUCAGCUUCAGUGACCUGCGAGGAUUAUGAGGCCGACUUUAGUGUUUUUUUUACAGUCGCAGUGUCUCCUGUGUGUGUUCGUCGGUGUGUGUGUGCCUGGCGCUGUGGGCUCGCUACCUCACGCACUACCAUGGCACGUCUCCUGCCCGGCGCGGUGCAUGUGUCAGAUCAAGCCGUGGUUCUCCCCUGACUCUGUCUACCAUGAAGCUCCCACCGUGGACUGCAACGACCUGCUCCUGACCAAGCUCCCCGUACCCAUACCCCUGAACACACACACCCUGCGCCUGCAGAGUAACCUUCUGUCUGAGCUUAACACCGCCGUGCUGCAUGGCCUCGCCAACCUCACCGACCUUGACCUUUCCCAGAAUCGCUUCACCCGUGCCAGGACAAUAACUCAGAGCUCUUCCCUGCCCUCUCUGCUGUCUCUGCAUCUCGAGGAAAAUCAUCUCAGUCACCUCCCGGUGGCCUCCUUCUCCUCACUGCCAGCUCUGCAGGAACUCUUCCUCAGCCACAACAACUUACACUCCAUAGCACCUGGAGCGUUCACCGGCCUGGACUCCCUGCUGCGUCUGCAUAUCAACAACAACAGGCUCAUCACUGUCGAUCCUCGCUGGUUCAGGGCUUUGCCUCGCUUGGAAGUCCUCAUGCUCGGCGGAAACCCUGUGGAGGCCCUGCCUGAGCGUGGCUUCCUGGCCCUGAAAUCCCUCCGGAGUCUUGUCCUUGGUAGUAUGGGUCUGAGAGGGUUGGCUGAAAAAGCACUGGAAGGGCUGGAGGGCCUAGAGAGCCUCUCCUUCUAUGACAACCUGCUGACAAAAGUCCCCACUCAGGCCCUGAUGAGAGUCCCAGGCCUGAAGUUCCUCGACCUCAACAAGAAUCGCAUCAAACUCAUCGAGACAGGUAACUUCCGAGACAUGGUCCACCUGAAGGAACUUGGCCUCAACAACAUGGAGGAGCUGGUGUCCAUCGAGAAAGCCGCCCUGGAGAACCUCCCAGAGCUCACCAAGCUUGAGAUCACCAACAACCCGCGACUUUCCUACAUUCAUCCACAGGCUUUCCUCCAGCUGAGCAGGCUGGAGAGUCUGAUGCUCAACUCCAACUCUCUGAGCGCACUGCACCAGCACAUCAUGCUCUCCCUGCCGAGCCUCCAGGAGGUCAGCUUACACUCCAACCCACUGCGAUGUGACUGCCUGUUUCACUGGGCCGCUGCGGAGACCUUGCACCCUCACACUGAAUACACACAAGCAGAAAAGCAAGCACCUCGCAUGGUGCGUUUCAUCCAACCCCAGGCCACGCUGUGCUCCGAACCCCCAGAGCUGAGAGCUCGCAGGGUGAGGGAGGUAUCCUCCAGGGAAAUGUCGGCUUCAUGCCUCCCCAUGAUCCCUUCCAGCUCCCUCCCGUCCUACAUUGGGGUAAGAGAAGGAGGAAAACUUGUCUUGCACUGCCGAGCUCUUGCCGAUCCACAGCCUGAGCUGUACUGGGUGACUCCCUCUGGGCUGAGACUUGGACCUGCACCGAGCAAUGCAUCCAGAGGUUUACGAGGUCCCUGCCACAGCCUGACAGCCGCUGACACCUCCGCCCCCAGCGUCUCUCCCAGCCAGCCUCAAGAUGAUAUUCCCUGUAACCUCUCCAAACACUUCAGGCUGCUGCCUGAGGGAACUCUGGAGUUGAACAAGGUCACCCCCAGCGAGGCAGGAUUGUAUACGUGCGUAGCUGAGAAUGCACUGGGAGCAGAUACGCGCAGUGUUACUGUUGGUGUGCAUGGCAGAGAAAAGAAAAGGAAGAAAGGGACGGCUGCUGAUAUGAAGGGGUAUCAGUUAUUCAGAGCGGAUGCGAGGUUGGAGGUGAGGGAGGUCGGACAACACUAUGCUAUCCUGUCCUGGCAGAACGGGCGCAACCUCCCUUCGACUCGUCUAUCCUGGCAGGCCAUUUACUCAAACGCACACACUCCUACCUACACCACACGCAUCUUGGCUGGCACUCAAAGCUUCAACCUGACCCACCUGCAGGCAGAGACAUUUUACCGCGUGUGUCUACAUUUAGGGAUCAGCGAGGGCGCCAGGCAUGCCAUCAGGAGAGAGAGAGAGAGCAGAAAGCCUCAUUGUGUUUCAUUCAGGACCAAGGAUGUCCCGGAGCCUCCGCCCAGCUUGCAGCUCAGCCCAGAGCUGACCUCCACAGCAGUCACACUUCUGCUCCUCGCACUCAUACUGCUGCUGCUGGCAGGCCAGGGUUGGGACAAUGAGCCCGGCGAGGGAGCAGAAAAGCACCACAGCACCGUCAUCCAGGAGAUCAAAACUCCUAAGGCUCUGAUCAUCAAUCAAAAGACAGAAGGGAGCAACACACAUUAGCCCAAACGGAGUGAGAAACUGCUUUUGCAACAGGACUGCUGAGAUUAAUAUGUUUGUGCACAUUUGAAUCCACAAAACUGAUACACACACGCGCAUACAAAAAGUCAAAUAUACACUUUGUGAAUCACAGCUAGAAGAGAGGAAUCAUAGAUCAGAGCAGUGGUGUUGAAAGAGAUUUGUAUUUAUUUUAUAUACAGUAUAAAGUAUAUAUUGACAUUGUUUCUGUGUUAAGAUGUAUUGUAAAGAAUGCCUAAACCCUAACUAGGGAAAUAAAAAUGGACAAUCAUACUCCUGCAGCACAGUGAGUGAACACAGGAGAAACAAAUGAGUCUGAGCUACCGAUGACCACUGGACUGAAACUAAAGACAACCUAAUUCAAUCCAGGGAGGGAUGGAUGUUUGCAGAGGAUAGCGGCUCAGACCUCCGGGGUAUCUGUCAUGUUUCUGUCUACAUGUUCCACAGACUGAACUAUUCUUUCUCCCAGCAGAUGAAACUCUGUCUUGGGACUGAUGCUGAAUUAAAUUCCUGCAUUGAUGUAAACAACCCUUUUGCUUAGCUUUCAGUACCUUGGACUGGGUUGUCCAUCUUGCAGUACAUAUACAGUAUUACCCGCCUAACAUCCCACAUCCUCUUUCAGCAUAAAAGUGAUCGAAAAGUAAUUGUGUCAAAUUCUAUUUUGAGCUAUUAUACAAUAAAAUCUUUUACUGUC
Molecule: messenger RNA, 3615 nt
Organism: Centropristis striata (black sea bass)
Lineage: Eukaryota; Metazoa; Chordata; Actinopteri; Perciformes; Serranidae
Gene: lrrn2
Product: leucine rich repeat neuronal 2
Exons: 2
Coding region: 588-2906 (772 amino acids)
Molecular function (GO): protein binding
Source: RefSeq, a predicted model, not a curated record